AUGGGCCGUCUCCGCCGCUCUCGUACCCACCACGCACGCCGCGACGUCUCCCGUGCGGCCCGCACUCGCGUGCGCACAAAGGACCUCGACCAGAUCCAGCACGACAUCGACCACUCGCGCAAGAAGCUCGAGAAGCAGCCCAUUGACGAGGACAAGCCUGGUCUCGGCCAGCACUACUGUGUCGAGUGCGGCAAGUACUACGAGACCGACGCCGCUCUGCGCACCCACACCAAGAGCAAGGUGCACAAGCGCCGCCUCAAGGACCUCAAGGAGGGCGCGUACACUGUCGAGGAGAGUCAGCGCGCUGCGGGCAUGAGCGCACCGGACAACCGCCAGCGCGGGGUUGAGGAUGUGGUGCGCCGCUUUGGCGAGACUGGUGUCGCAAGCAAGGAGGAGGCGUUUGCGCACUCGGCACCAGCACCCAAGGCUUAAGCUUCGAGACGCUGGGGAAGGGGACGGAGGUGAGGGUGUGGGCGACCUGGAGGGCAAAAGGUUCUAGACAGAGAGCCAUAGACUGUUUGUAUGAUGUACAGAUCACGGGCAUCGAGGAGG
Messenger RNA from Cutaneotrichosporon oleaginosum, 552 nucleotides. RefSeq lists its product as uncharacterized. The record is from RefSeq and is a predicted model, not a curated record. Lineage: Eukaryota; Fungi; Basidiomycota; Tremellomycetes; Trichosporonales; Trichosporonaceae. Gene Ontology annotation, molecular function: nucleic acid binding; zinc ion binding.